UAGUAGCAGCAGUAGUAGAUGUAGCAGUAUUAGUAGCAGCAUUAGUAGAUGUAGCAGUAGUAGUAGAUGUAGCAGUAGUAGGAGUAUUACUGGUGGAUGUAGCAGUAGAUGUAACAGUAGUAGUAGAUGUAGUAUUAGUAGUAGUAGAUGUAGCACUAGUAGUAGUAGUAGAUGUAUUAGUAGAUGUAGCAGCGGUAGUAGUAGUAGAUGUAGUAGAUGUAGCAGUAGUAGUAGAUGUAGUAUUAGUAGUAGAUGUAGCAGUAGUAGUAGUAGAUGUAGUAGUAGUAGUAGUAGAUGUAGUAGUAGUAGCAGCACAAAUAGAUGUAGCAGUAGUAGUAGGUGUAGCACUAGUAGUAGUAGUAGAUGUAUUAGUAGUAGUAGUAGAUGUAUUAGUAGUAGUAGUAGAUGUAUUAGUAGUGUUUUCUAUCACUUUCCUGCACUUUUCAGUCCUGUUGUAAGGUAGUGUGCAGUAUGCUAUCUGAUUGUAAGCCGAAUGUUAAAUUCCUGUGUACUCUUAUAUUUAGUAAACAAUGAAAGUGUUAUCGUUAUAUCGAAGGCAACACACUGAAACUGUUCUCAGACCAGCGUUUCACAGCCUUCUGUCUUUUUGCCCGGGUCCACGUACCCACUACGUCACUUCCUGUUUGACGAUGAUGGCGGUCGAUUUGACUCCGAGGUUUAGAAGGCUGAAUAGUCAAACGAGAUGUUUUAACGAAAAGAAACAUCCAACAGGACCGUUUAGAGCGACACAGCUGUGGCGUAACAUCAUAGAGGCCUUACAGACGCAGGUGGAGGUCAGGCGUCGUCGGCAGCACUUGCGAGUACACAGAGACUGCUUCACUGGCUCUGAUGCUGUCGAUGUGGUUCUCAGCCACCUCAUGCAGAACAUCUAUUUCUGCACCAGUGACGUGACCCGCCUCAAAGCUGUCAGGCUUUGCCAGGCCCUCAUGGACGCCCGAGUGUUCGAACCUGUUGGUGUGAAGCUCUUUCGCAGGGAAAAAGAGCUGGUCUUUGAGGACUCUGGCUGUAGUCUCUAUCACUUUCUGGAUUCUGAAGGCCUUCCUGGAUCAGCCAAGUGCACUGGUGAUAUGGAGAAUGAAACACCCGUGAAAGAAAAUGGAAAGAAGAAGAAAGGGUCCAGGUUUGAUGACUUAAAGACCAUCUCCAACCCCUUGGCCCUGGGAUCCUCAGACAGAAGGGUGGAGAGAAUACUGAAAACCAUUAACCUCCAGCCGUCGAUGCCUUCUGGCCUGAAUCGUGUUGGUUUAUCUACUACCUACCUCUCAAAGCAAGUGGUACAGGAAGUGUGGAAACAACAAACCCUUCUCCAGCUGUUGCAGUUAGUGGAGGUGGCUGUGUUGGACUGCGUCCUGACAUCACCCUCAAAACCUGCUCCUCUUCGCAUGCGUUUGCUGAAGAACCAUGACCUGGUCAUCUCCAACACCUGUGUGGACCGAGAGGUGUCCCAGGUCCUCAACCUGCCAGAACUGGACUCGUGGCUGAUGGCGGCUGCAGACUGUCUGGAGCUGUUUCCAGAUGAGGUGAUAGUGGCGACGGGAGAGCAGCUGCUUCAGGUCCAUGCUGCGGACGGUGACGAGAAGCUGGGCGCCUACAAGAAACUAUUAUUCGACACAAUAGCAAAGUACUACAACAAUCAGGAGAGAGUUCCCCUGCUGGCUGGACGCUACAUGGACAUCCAUACAGGCAUCCUUAAGCUACUGGACUCAGGUAGGGCUGAGGAUGCUCUAAAGGCAUCUCAGCUGUGUCUGCGACUUCUGGACGCCAGCUCCAGAAACGAGCUGCGCAGACUCCUGGCCUUCAUGGCUGAAGCUGCAGACCCCAAGGCCUUCCAGCUUCACAAAACGAUGGAGAACAGGGCCCUGAUCAGCAGGACGUUCAUGAAGGCUGUGCUUCAGAGUAAAGAUAUGUCUCGUGCCCAGUGUGAGCAGCUCCUGCUGUUUCUCAUGGACCACCAUUUACAUCUGUUCAAGACACCGGUGUCUCUCACCGAGGCGGUGACGAAGGCCCUGCAAACCUUGCAGCAAGGGCGCGAUCUGGAUAAUGUAGCACUGUUCACGUUCUGUCAGCAGAUGUCGACACAGCAGUUUGAGGAACAGCGAGAGAAGAGCACAUUCGAGAGCCUCAAACAGCUCAUUGUACAUAUUACGCUUAGUAAUGAGCUGUCAAUCAAACAGAGGAGGAAGCUCAUUAAGGAGUUUCAGAAGCACCACCCAGCAGUGUUUCUCCACCAUUUCUCCUCCACCUUUUAGAACAUGCUGCAUAGUUUCUCCAAGGAAGGCUCUUUUCAUUUACUUGGUAGAAACAUAGCCAUAAGAUGUUUAUGCUUUAAACAGAAACAGAUCUAUUUUUAGUAUGUAAACGUAAUUCAGUAGUAUAACACUGGCAAAUUGUGCCUAAGUAUUUGUCCUCCAGCUGCACCGCACACAUUGAGUUCUGACAGCGAAUAGAUAUCGCAGAACUACACCUAACUAGAUCUCUUAAACAAAUCAUUCUUAAAACCCGGAACCUUUUACAGUGACGCUGAUCUUUGGCAGGUUAUCACCUGCUCCAAUGGUCACAAAAGGUAAUCUGCCCCAAUUAUGAUCGAGAAGAUAUGGUCCUAAAUGUUGCAAUACUAUUUUUAGAUGCCAGCUGUACUAGAAGCAGACUCCUGCAGUUCUUUUUCAGCUCAGAAGAAGUACAGGGUGUCCCAAAAGUCUCCAUAUAUAGGGGAAAUUAACACUUUCUAGCAAAAUGUCUUCCAAAAUUUUUCAUAGUUAGUUUAUUUUAUAUAUAUUUUUUCUGAUAGCCUUUAAGAAUGCCUUUGACAAAAGAAGAACGUAUUGAAAUCAUUCUCAUGGCUGGAUCAGGAAGCUGUGUCUAAAUUGCGAUAGACUUUAACAGGAAACAUGGCAAGCACAUUACACACACGACACUGUUGCCAAACUUAUUAACAAAUUCAAAAAGACUGGAAGUGUUGCAGACCAACCGAGAAGUGGUCGUCCAUGAACAUCCACUGACGAAGACAUGUAUGGUAUGUAGCUGUAUGUUUGGAGACUUUUGGGACACACUUUAUAAUUGCAGUUGUUCAGCUUGUUUAGAUGUUUUUCAGGCACAUCAUUAUUGUUUGUUGCCUUCGUCACUGUUUUUGUCUUUUCUUCUUCUUGCCGAAAUUCCACAGCUGAGAAUUACUUGAAUGGACGUACGUACAUGCAAAUAGUCAGGGAUAUGCUCAGUUAGACAAAAAAAGUUAUUUUUUAAAAAUAUAUAGUUGGGUCAGGUUUCAUUAGACAGUAAUAGUAGUAGAUACACUGGACGUUAAAUGUAGAAAUGUGAUUUUAUGCCUUAAAACCUAGGAUCUGUGUAGUUUUGGGGCAAUUAGUGGUUUUCUAAUGUAGAAAAUGAUCUCUUAUGAAAUAUAGUACUUAAUUUAUUUUAACUAUUCAUGACACUAAUGCUUACAUUUCAAAUGUAGAAAAAUAAUUUUAUUUUCUCUUUGAAACGAAAGUGAGUUUUAAUAUUAUACAUCUUUUUGCUUAACAGUGAUUGUCGGUUUCAUGAAUAUUUCAGUGGUUAUAUUGGGGUGCAGAAAUUGUAAGAGAAAAUAAUCAGAGCCUGUAUAGGUGGUACACUAAUAUUAAGGUUGUGUUCAUUUUAAAAUUGCUUAUGUGCACUAUAUGGCCAAAAGUAUGUGGACUCCUGACCAUCAAACCCAUAUGUGCUUACUGAACAUCCCAUUUCAGAUUUAGUCCCCUUUUGCUGUUAUAACAGCCUCCACUCUUCUGGGAAGGCUUUGUGAUCAUUCAGCCACAAGAGCAUUAGUGAGGUCAGGCACUGAUGUUGGCUGAGGAGGUUUGGGGUGCAGACUGCAUGUCAGUUCAUCCCAAAGGUGUUCAGUGGGGUUGAGGUCAGGGCUCUGUGCAGGACACUCGAGUUCUUCCACUCCAACCUUCUCAAACCAUGUCUUCAUGGAGCUCGCUUUGUGCACAGAGGCAUUGUCAUGCUGGAGCAGGUUUGGGUCUCGUAGUUCCAGUGAAGGAAAACUGCAAUGCAAUACAAGGACAUUCUAUACAAUUGUGUGCUUUCAACUUUGUGGCAACAGUUUGGGGAAGGAACACAUAUGGGUGUGAUGAUCAGGUGUCCACACACUUUUGGCCAUAUAGUGUAGAAGCACUUUAAAUUUCUGGUAUGUAUUUGAAAUGUAGCCAAGUUGCAGUGUGUCCGUUUGCCUUUGUGAUUUUUGGAGCUGCUGUAACAGUGUCGAUACAUGAUUUUGAAUAAAUAUUGCUGAAAUAAGAAUCAUUUGUAGCUAAUCUGAUGAUAAUUAUUGACCCUGGGUGUCCUAAAAAAACCCAUAAACCUAACUAUGAAUUUUUAACUAUGAAAAUUAUAUAUUAAUUUUAAAAUACAUGUGUGUGUGUGUGUGUGUGUGUAUUAUUUAUUAUAAAUGUGUUUUAUUUUUAAAAUGUGCUGGUUAUGCUGUAACCUGUUGUCUAAGUUGUAGUUAUUUUCUAUAUUAUUAUUAUUAUUA
Molecule: messenger RNA, 4531 nt
Organism: Pangasianodon hypophthalmus (striped catfish)
Lineage: Eukaryota; Metazoa; Chordata; Actinopteri; Siluriformes; Pangasiidae
Gene: depdc4
Product: DEP domain containing 4
Exons: 9
Coding region: 531-2270 (579 amino acids)
Biological process (GO): intracellular signal transduction
Source: RefSeq, a predicted model, not a curated record